This is a messenger RNA of Phytophthora sojae, 948 nucleotides long. RefSeq lists its product as hypothetical. The transcript has 2 exons. Lineage: Eukaryota; Oomycota; Peronosporomycetes; Peronosporales; Peronosporaceae. The record is from RefSeq and is a predicted model, not a curated record. Bases 1 to 948 code for a protein of 315 amino acids.
AUGGAAUCGCUCUACGCCCGCGACACCCCCACGGCGCACGAGCGCAAGCUCAAGAUGGCGGAGCGGGACCAGCAGCUCAAGGGCGGCGAGAGCUCCAACCAGGUGCAACAGCAGCCCACGGGGACGCUCGAAAGUCUUGUGGACACCUCGACAGAGAACGGUGCAGCUACCAGUGGGGAGUCCGCCUCGACGACAACGAACCCGGCGGACGACGCCUUCGGCUUCAGCUUCAACGCGUUGUCCGACACGCAGCAGCAACUCGACGACCAGUGGCGGACCCAGGGAGGCGAGUUAGCCGACAAGACCCAGCAAGACAAGCAAUCCGAAGUCAAGAAGACGGAGGAGGGGCGUCUGGCUGAGUUGAGUGGGGAACCUACUCCCAAUUCAGCACCAGCGUCGUCGAACACGGAUAAAUCGGAGACCAAGGCAGCGGAGAAUACCCAGCAAAUUGCUUCUGCACCAGACCCGACAACGCAGCAACCACGACGAGCGGGGGUCGCCUCAGUCCCUCGCAAGCCGAAACCAGCGAUCACGAUCAAUACUGGAUCGGGUUCAACCGGUGUUGGGGCUAAACGACCACCCCCGACGCCUGUAUCACCCCCAACUUUCUCGUGGAAUGAUAUCCUCCGUGAGCAGGCCAAUGUGGACCCAGCCUUUGCGAACGUGGUGUGGCAGAAACUAGAGGAACAAAACCCGACUUUCUUCCGCGCGUACAGUUUGCAGCUACAGCUCAAGGAGCAGAUCAUAGCCUUCAACUACCUGGUACGGGACGAUCUUCACCGAGAAGAUUUUUUCCUUGCUAGGUCCUCAUCAAAAAAAUAUUUUUCUGUUGAUAUUUGCAGGUCGGGCAGCAGAAGGAGAUGGCGGCGAAAGGUGGCAAGCGUCUUCUGCACUACAGCAACACGAAUCGGCCCUCAGCAGGUCGCUCCUCAGCUCCGUGCUCUUUGA